Strigops habroptila (Kakapo) is the source of this 8698-nucleotide messenger RNA. It is a transcript of the gene PTPN1, whose product is annotated as protein tyrosine phosphatase non-receptor type 1. The coding region runs from base 4190 to 5416 and encodes 408 amino acids. Gene Ontology annotation, biological process: protein dephosphorylation. NCBI's taxonomy places the organism in Eukaryota, Metazoa, Chordata, Aves, Psittaciformes, Psittacidae. Gene Ontology annotation, molecular function: protein tyrosine phosphatase activity. The transcript is spliced from 7 exons. The record is from RefSeq and is a predicted model, not a curated record.
UGAGACUGCUUCAGUCGAUAGAUUACUGUGCUCUUCUGAAGCCCGUGAUAAGAUCUCGGCAAUUGCUGCUUCCCGUAGGAACAGAGCUGUUAAAAUGACAGUGUAUCAUUAUCUGUUAGUCUGAGCUACUCCAGAGUUUAUGGUAUAAUAAAAGAGUGGGAUCCAAUUAAGGCCUGCAGCAAAGUUCCCCGGGAGCCUUUCUGUUGAAUCUGAAGGCCUUUAGACUGGACAUUUAUUUCCUCUAUUGGAAGUACUAACAUGCAAAUCUAUGUAACAUUGUGGUGUGCUUGAAUGACUGAUGUCAUGAACACCUCUUCAUGUGACCUUACUUAAUACUUACUUCAAGAUUUUGGGGUAUAUCUGCUCUGUCUUAAUCUCCCGUUGGUGUCUGAACAGGGUGAGGAAAGUAUAGUCAAAUGUGCUGUUGUGUUAAGAGUGUAUGUAUGGCAGCUAUAGUGUGGUGCAGAGUGCCAGUGGUUAGGAGAAGUUGCAGAAAAUACUUAAUAUCCAAAGGGGGAAUUGGCAGACCUCAGACUCCAGAGUAGUUACAGCUUGGGAGCCUGAACUGAAGGUAGUGUUUUGAAGGCUGGGAGGAAUGGAAAUAAAGGGCUGUAGGCUACAGAGUGAAAAACUAAUGUUAGGUAUUUCUGGCAGGAAGGAGGGUCAGGCAUUCUGGUGCAGAAGGCUUUGGGACAAGGGGCUGAGACCCACCAUGAGCACCUCUUCCCAAUGAACAUCUGCAGGUCUCUGGAAAGUAAGGCUGUGUUCGUGGGACUGAUCCCUUUUGUCUGAUCUUCCCUUGCGUUCUGUGUCCGUCCUUUGUGGCUAGAAGUGUGAUGCUGUCACGCUAAGUGUGGAACUCAUUCGUGCAACUGAGAGCAACCUUCUGUAAAUCACGAAAGAACUUCUUAUUCCAGUCACUACUGCAAAUGAACAGCUACAAGAACUUUCCAUUUGAAGAACAGCGCUUCAGCAGACUUCCUCUUUCUACCCCUGAAGCUUUUGGGGUAUUUGCACAGAGUACGGGACUCAAAACCAGGAGAUGAGUGGCAUGGGAUGACUCAUUCUCAAAACCAGAAGCAUUUGACUUUGGAAAACUGACUUCAGUUCUAGCCCUUCCUCUUUAAAGUUUUAUAUUGCACGACCUUUUAAACGAAAUGUCGAGCUUCCUUUUUAACUGACGGGAUCUCCGCAGUGACACCGAGUGUGAUUCAAGAAGGAGUUUCGUAACUUUAUCAAUCCCCGUAUUCAUCCGCUGUCUUCAGUUCUCAUGACAUCACUGGCUUUAAGUUCCUCAUAGCAUAAUAAUUCCUUCUGCGCAUGAUUCUGCUUUCUCCAGCAUGGAGAUCCUAUUGUAUUACUACUGACAUAUUCUGAAACCACCCUAACACCAGUGAGCGUCAGUAGUUACGUGACUCCUGCAAUAACCAGUAACAAAGGUUUAGGAGGAAUGUACAAAAAGCCUGUAACGUGGCCAGUUGUAGAUUGUUUCUCUCCAGUAAUUUUCUCUGUUGGAGGCCAUCUGAUUUCCACUGAAGUCAGCUUCAUAUUCUCGAAGUGAUCUUAGGUAUUUUUUGGGGGGGUCACGUUAGAUGUUCCAGCAACUGCUGUAGCCAAAUAAAAAAAAACAAACCCCAAAAAAACCCCAACCAAAACUCCACACCGCUUUUAUCCCAUGUUGCUGAGAAGAGUAUGCCUCCUCUUUUCAGGCUUGGCUUUGACGCUGAGGUCCAGGCACGCAUACCCUCCAGGAUUUUGGAUUUUAUUGGUGUCCAUUACAUUCAGAAAUGAAGUGCUGUGUGCUAGCUGGAUUUUCACAGGAGGCAGCAGGUUGCCUGUUGCCAUAUCUUGGUCCCUCAUUUUAUUACCACCCCAUCCCCACUCCAUUUUUUUCCGUUUGUUGAAGCAUGCUUCAGAAAUACAUUACGCUUUUUAAAUUGUCUGUGUUUCUGGGAGGUACAUGGGUAACUUCUUUCUUUUCCUUUUCUCUGUGCAUCUCCUAGAACUCCCUUAUUCUUUCAGUACCUUUAGGCAUUGUAGCUUCUUUAAACAGAUCCAAUAUUUGGCAGUGAGGUAACAGCCAGUUCUCUGUUCCCGGAACAACAAAUUACCAGUUUCAGAUCCUUAAAUAUGGGAUGUUGGUAUUUGAAUCUGUGGAACAUUUCAAGGCUGGGAGUAGAGUGUAUGUGCACAUACACAUUUAUGCUCAAGUACGGUACUUUUGUAUUAGAAUGUCUUUGUAUGAUUCCAUUUCCGUAAUGAAGCAUUUCAUCCGUUUCCUUUUUUAAAAGAGAGGACAGUUCAUUUCAAAUGUGUUAAUGUUGUGAAAGGAAACAGUGUAGAUUAGUGCUGCUGCUAAUUUAACCCAGCAUUUGCAGCAAAAAUGCCUAAGGGUCUUUUGGUUUGAUUUGCAUUUUGCUGUUCUUAUAAUAUGAAUCCUAAGUGUGGAGGGGGGGAGUAGUUGUGCUGGGUUUUUGUUAUUUUUCUCUUUUCUCUUAACGCUUAAUAACACAUAGGCUCUGUGGGAAAUGUGGUUAGAGAUCUAGAAAACCAUUUUUCCUAGUUCCCUGGUUUUUCUCUUGUUAAUCCUGUACAGUCAGUACAGAAGAAAAAUAAACCCCUGCAAAAUAUAAAGUCACCAACCUGGUGUCAGAGAUGGAAUUUAUGAAAACACCCCUUUUAGCUGCCUCGUGUUUGAGAUAUUAGACUGUGGCAGUCAAGAUCAUAUUCUCCAGACUGCAUUCUUCAUACGCAGAAAUACUGGCAGCCAUGUGUUAAGUUAUAAAAAGAUAGCAGCUGAUGUCAGGGCUUAUUUCAGAGAGGAGCCAUUUCAGAAUACUGUACUAAUUUUGAGCAGGUAUAUGUAAAAUAGAAUUCUUCCCUUGUCAUGUAGCUUUCAGUGUAAACUGAUACAGAGCUGAAUAAUAGAAUAGAAAAAAAUGAACAAAUAAUAAGCUGCAGUAUAUAAUGCACUUAAAAAAAGAAUUGUCAGCAUUACGCGUGAUUAUCUGUGCAGAACUGAGAGGAACAGAAAACCGGUUCAGUUUGGGCUGUAUGUUAGGGAUUAGAUUUUUGAGCUGGUACAAAAUCCUCCUGCUCUGAUGUUGGAAAGUUACCCCAAUUUGAACCAGAGCCUGAGCUAAUUUAAAACUAUUCAUAGAGGAGUGCCCAGCCUUUCUGUGCAAGCGAUCCAUGUAUCACAAGCAGCCCUCCAAAUGCACUGACUUUAUGUGUGCAGAAGCGUGUUCUCUGCUCAUGCUGGGUGUGGAUCAACACCAUGCUCAAAUAUAGCUGUGUCUGGACAGAAAAAUUAAUCUUGAACUCUGCUUCAUUUGGUUGGCAAUAUUUAACAAAAUUAAUGUCAUCCACUGAAAGGGCAUGAAUUUAGCUCCGUAAUUUCUUUUUAAUGGUGAUUUUUUUAGUGGCCUCUGGGCUAGGUUCAUAUAUUCAUUUCAUGCGCAAUGUCUGUCUCAGGAUUUCUUAAACUUACCAUGCCAUUGAAAUACCAGUUCUGUGAUAAAUCCAUUCCUUUGGUUUUCAUUAAUGUCAGUUAAAUCAAAGAGCUUCACCCAGAAGUUUCUAGCACUAUCAUGUUUUGCAUACUUACACAAUAUUUAUUUACAAUGUGCAGUUCUGUUUCUACAAAUUAGGAUUAAUGUCCAGGGACAGCAGAAUUCUUAUUCUAACUGCUGAAAUUGUCUCAGCUUGAGAAAAGCGCAUAUAAGAGUUCAGGCAUCAGUGCACCAUCCGAAACUCAAAUAUAUAUAUAUCUGCUUUAGCUGAGUAUGUGAAUUGGAUACAAAUAACUUUCACCAUUUGCAGCUUUAUGACAUCUGGCUGAUAAGAUAAAGAUGUAAGUGAUCUUAGACAACUUAGACACUCCAUGUGUGUGUUGGAAGCCAAUGGAGGUAGACGAGGGGGUUUUUUUCUAUCACAAUCAACAUUUUGUAGUUGCUGCUGAGUCACAAGUUGAACUGAUAAUUUCAGUGAUAGUGGGAGCAAUUGCUCCAUAAGGAAUGUAAAGGCAUAAUCUCUGGUAAAUGUUCUGCUACUUUAUUAUGCGAACUAAUAACAUUUUAACACACAAAUAAUGUUAAGUUUGUAUUUUGGUAAAUUUAAAUUCAGUUCUUAAUUUGAAGCCCAAGGUGCUUUCUGUCCAGAACUCCUACACGUGAAGGUAUAAAAUCAAAUGGGUAUUUGUCUUAAAAUAACUAAUGGUAUGAUGAUAUUAGAUGGAUUGAUAUCUAAGACUUUUUUCCUUGUUUGUUUCAGGACAUCAGGCACGAAGCCAGUGACUUUCCAUGUAAAGUGGCCAAACAUCCCAGAAACAAAAAUAGAAAUAGGUACAGAGAUGUCAGCCCCUGGACCUUUGCCAAAUACUUGUGGUCACUUCUGGGAGAUGGUUUGGGAACAGAAAAGCCGUGGUGUUGUCAUGUUGAACAGAGUGAUGGAAAAGGGAUCUGUCAAGUGUGCACAGUACUGGCCACGGAAGGAGGAGAAAGAAAUGUUUUUUGAAGAUACAAACUUGAAACUAACAUUGAUAUCUGAAGAUAUAAAAUCCUAUUACACAGUACGACAGCUAGAAUUGGAAAACCUUACAACACAGGAAACCAGAGAGAUUCUGCACUUUCAUUAUACUACGUGGCCUGACUUUGGUGUCCCGGAGUCACCUGCUUCAUUCCUCAAUUUCCUGUUCAAAGUGAGGGAGUCCGGCUCCCUUAACCCGGAGCACGGGCCCGUUGUGGUGCACUGCAGCGCCGGGAUCGGGAGAUCCGGAACUUUCUGUUUGGUUGAUACAUGUCUCCUACUGAUGGACAAACGGAAAGAUCCUUCUUCUGUGGACGUUAAACAGGUUCUCCUGGAGAUGAGGAAGUACCGCAUGGGGCUCAUACAGACAGCAGACCAGCUCCGCUUCUCCUACCUGGCUGUUAUUGAGGGGGCAAAAUUCAUCAUGGGAGAUGCUUCAGUGCAAGAACAGUGGAAAGAGCUCUCCAAUGAAGACCUGGACCCACCACCUGAACACACCCCACCACCUCCCAGACCACCAAAGCGAACCUCAGAAAUGCACAAUGGAAGGAUGCAUGAACACACAGAAUUCCUUCCUAAACAUCAAGUAGUAGAGGAAGAGAUUAGGUGUUUGGUUAGCACUGUGGAAGAGAUGGUUCCAGAUGGCCGAGCUCAUUCAUCUGUGCCACUGAUCACAGACAGCACUAGUCAAGACACUGAAAUUCGGAGGAGAACUGUUGGGGAAAACCUGCGUCUCUCACCCCACAAAGAAGAGUCGAUGAAGUCGGAGAACUCAGAAGAGGAGGAUGAGAACAUGGUGACAACCUGGAAGCCAUUUCUAGUGAAUAUAUGCAUGUUCACCUUCCUGACGGCGGGAGCUUACCUCUGUUACAGGGUGUGUUUUCAUUGAUGGACGUGCCAGCAAGAGCGACCCUGCAGAAAACACCACCGAUCCCAUGGGUUUGUAAUCAGCUCCUCUGAAGGAAAGCGAACGGAGGCGCCUGAGCCUCGUCUCAGUGGAGGUAGAUCUUAGCUUGAAAGGCCAGAACUUUGGUUAGGGCUUAACGAGAGAAUUGAUGCACUAGGGUUUUAUCUAGCCCUGUGGUCCCAAGAACAUAAUAUUCUAAUCUCAGGGCCUUAAAAUAUUCAGGAGUAAGCAGAGAAAAUGCCAAAUAGUCUGUUUUCCUUUUCUUUUUUUUUUUCCUCCUUUAUUUUUUAACUCAAUAGUAGAAUUACAACACAUUGUUGUUUUUAGCCUUUUUUAAAAAGCCAGUUCUUGUUCUUUUUCUUUGGUUUCAGAAAAACUAGGCACAAGUGAAACUUGCUUGUACUCUCCAAGUGUUGUAACCAAAUACAUGACUUAUUGACGAGUUCCCAAAAACAGAAAAAGAACCCCACAUACCUGAAGAAUGUACCUUUUUGGAAGGGGAGGGCACUAGGGGACGGGUGUUGUGGUUGGGGUUUUUGGUUUAGGGGUUUUUUUAACUUGCUUCAUCAUUACAGACUGAGUUGUGGGCAGUGCCUGUGGUAUUGAUAUAUUUAAUCUUGGCAUAACUGUUCUUAAAGAGCUUAUUGUUUUACAUGUGUUUAUAGAAACAGGCUUCUGCAUUUGCUCAGGGUAUCCCAACAUGUCCAGCUCUUUUUCUUUUCCUUCCUUUUCUUUAGUGAGUCUAUCCCCUCAUUGACUUUUGUUGCACUCUACUUGCACAUGCGCCUAUUUACAUUGCACCAUCCUUUGUAAAGCUGGUUUUACUUUUACAUUCUGGGUUAGGAGAGGUUGAGGGGAGGGAGAGAAACAGGAAGGGAAAUUCAACCAAAACGUGUCCACCAGCAUUGUGCAGCUGGCAUUCAGAUGGACCACUGCUUAAACCUCAUCAUUUGGAAUGUAAAAUGCAGUUUCACUCUGCCCCGUAAGGAAUAGCUUCCUGCGAGGGCCGGGGAGGUGACGUGCUCGGAGGCACCGCAGGCAAUGAGCAGGAAAGCACUGCAGUAAAUCCAGAGCAAUUAAUGCUGUGGCAGCUUCCUCAAGACAUAAAAAAAGCUCAACAGAAGCCAUGUUGGUCUGUGAACGUAUCAGUUGGCAUAGGAUGCAAGCGUUCGUGUGCUGCUUUGUUCAGAGCAAAGGUUUCAUAGACUGGCUUUAGUUUGGUUGGAGAUUCGCUCUUCAGCAUCGCGGGGCAGAGCGGCGCGAGGGGCAGCCCUGCUCCUCUGCAGCAGGGGAUGGGGAUGCUGCCCCUGCGCCAUGCCCGGGACUCGGAUCAUGUAAAGUGCUUGUAAAUAAGGAUUUGGGUGCAUUGGUAGAACUGUGACUGGAAGUCGGCAUUGCACUAACUCUUAGUCAGUGCUGUUCCUCUUGUAGUACCAAAUUAUUAACGGAGUAAUAGCAAAGGUGUCUUUGCUCACGUCAUGGCGCAGAGGAGUAAACUCACUACCGGAGGUUGUAGUGAUUGAAACCAUGACAGCUGAUUUACAACAGUGUUACUAAUCAGUUCUUUUUAUUUCUAAAGUCUUUCUAGAGUUAUAGCACUUACUUAGCCACCAUUCUCAGUGCGAGCAUCGCUAUGGAGUACCUUACGUAAGUCUCUCCACUCCAUAUUUAUUUGUGCAAAGCUGUCUGGGUGUAGCUCUUCCUUCAGUGAAUAAGUUGGUGAACGGUGGGGGGGGUGGGGGGUGGGAAUUACUUCUAUUUUGUGUUUUGUUAAGCUUGCAUCAAGGGCUUUUCAAAAGUACAAUAAUAAAUCCUCAGGUAGUACUGGGAGUCAAUACUUUACCUGUGAGACUGUUGGUCAGACCAGUACUUGAAAGGAGGAAUGUUGUAAUCAGUCAAUAUUUAGUUAUAUUAUUGGAAACAUGAAAAAUGAGUAUAGAAAAAUGGUAAUAUAUAAUGGCUCAUCUGUGUAUUUAAGAUACAUUAUGUGAUUGCUUUGUCCCCACUAUUCUCUCCAUCAUCUGGUAGAAUAUUGUUCUAAGGCAACAUUUGUACCCCGUUUGUAUUAAAAUGCAUGUAAAGUCUUCUAGUGUCCUGAUUAAAUACCACGUGCUUGAAAGGUGAAAGAACUUAUAUUUUUGCUUCCUGAUGUGCCCAAAUGAUAUUUGCAUGACCUGAUCAUUAAGUGGCUGUGGUUCCAAGGGUGUUGCUGAAAGUCCCUUCGUUCAGCGCUAGACUGGUUCGGUGUUUAUCGGAUAACAUGUACUCGCCCAAUCCUUGGCAUGACUUCCUAUUGAAUUCCUGCGUACUCAGUGUAACCCGGUUGUUCAGCAUGGUUCAUUUCAGCUGAGUAAGUAUAGUACAGACAUUCCAGAGAGUUUAGUAAGCCCUACCCACACCUCACCCAGGGCACUUGGGGCACGCAACGGCGCAGUGAGUUCAGGGGCUGCCUGCUGUGCUGCCACUGGGAGAGGAGGAGAGGAAAACCUCGAGCUGGAGCCCAGCGACAGCCUGCUCUGACCUGCAGCGGUGCAGCUCCUGCAGCAGUGGCCCAUUUGAAAAGGAGGAACUGUAACUGAAAGAACUGUCCUGGUCCCAGGAGGGAGUAUGAUAUUUUAGGCCUGACAGGAAAACUGAGCAUCCUUCCUUUAGAUGCAGAACAACUCCCUCUAAAACAAGAGAAAGCAUCUUCAGCUGAUAAAAGUUCUGACUGUCCCCCUUCCUGCCCCUGGCUUUUGCCAUUUCUCCCCCUAUUCCAAACAUCCCCUGUCCUGGGAUAGGCCGUGGAAUGUCCCCCCAAGCCUGGUGAGGUGUGUGUAAGGUUUAUCAUACUGAACUGUAAGCAUUUUUGUUUCGAUGUCCUGUAUAUGUAUGUAGUAGUUUGGGUGUGUAUAUACAGUAGCGUUUCAAAGUGGGUGUAUUGGUUAACCUGUUCUUGGAAAAUGGACAAACAUCCAUGUUAAACUUGUUAGAAAGUUAGUGAGCUGCUCUGCUAUAUGCCUUAAGCAAAUAUUUACUCAUCAGGUCUUUCUUUUUUACAGAUUGCCAUAGAAUAAACUUUUGUAAAAAAAAAAAAAAAAAAAAGAAAAGAAAACCCAAAAAAGCUCAAUGUUUUGGUAUAACACAGUUUCAGGUCUCUGUCUUUUGUGUAAGCGCUGCAAAGACCUCACAGGUUCGAGUAAACUGUACAGUUUUUCAAUUUCCCAUACGAGUUUUCAGUUCUCAUUUUAGUUGUAACAAUAAAACUCUUUUUUUAAAGAAGGU